Messenger RNA from Danio aesculapii, 2323 nucleotides. Its product is annotated as H-2 class I histocompatibility antigen, Q10 alpha chain-like. Lineage: Eukaryota; Metazoa; Chordata; Actinopteri; Cypriniformes; Danionidae. The coding region runs from base 72 to 1259 and encodes 395 amino acids. Gene Ontology annotation, cellular component: external side of plasma membrane. Gene Ontology annotation, biological process: immune response. The record is from RefSeq and is a predicted model, not a curated record. The transcript is spliced from 9 exons.
GCCAGCAAUCAAAAAGAAGACGUUAGUGGAGGUGGAAACAGACACACACCGCGGCCUCAAAAGGCUUCAAAAUGGCAGUUUUUGCCGUUUUGUUCUCGGCAGUGAUGCUCCCUACUGUUGUACCAGCCUUGAUCGAAAAACACUCCCUCUACUACAUAUACACAGCUUUAUCCAAACCUGUCGACCUGCCGGGCAUCUAUGAAUUUACUGCAAUGGGUUUGCUUGAUGACAGACAGAUUGACUAUUACAAUAGCAUAGAUCAGAAGAAGAUUCCUAAACAGCCCUGGAUGAAACAGAAAAUGCAGGAAGAUUACUGGGAAAAAGGCACCCAGUCCAGAAAGAGCAAAGAACAGUGGUUCAAUGUGAAUGUCAACAUUCUGAUGGAGCGUAUGAGACACAAUAAUUCAGAUGUUCAUGUUCUUCAGUGGAGACAUGGUUGUGAAAUUGAGAGUCAGGGGGAUGAUGUCCGGUUUUCCAGAGGCAUUGAUGAGUACAGCUAUGAUGGAAGAAACUUCUUGUCUUUUGAUGAUGCGGAGUCUCGGUGGGUUGCCCCAGUGGAAGAAGCUCUUCCAACCAAGAGGAAAUGGGAUAAUGUGCCCAUCCUAAAUCAGUACACCAAGGGCUACCUGGAAAAAGAGUGUGUGGACUGGCUCAACAAAUUCAGAGAAUAUGGAGAUCAGGAGCUCAGACAAGGCUCUGCCCCAGAAGUUCAUGUGUUUGCGAAGAAGAUAAUCAAUGGCAAAGCCAAGCUAAAACUUACUUGUCUGGCCACUGGAUUCUACCCUAAAGAUGUGAUUUUGACCAUAAGGAAAUACCGCACAACACUGCCUGAUAAUAAGGUAGAAUCCACAGGAGUUAGACCAAACCAUGAUGGGACCUUUCAGCUGAGAAAGAGCGUUUACAUAUAUGAGGAUGAAAAAGCAGAAUAUGACUGUCAUGUGGACCACAGAACCCUCAAGAAACCAGUUAUCAAAAAAUGGGAUGGGGAGUGCCUGGACAGCCCUGAGUCAGGACCUCCAAUAGGUAUGAUUACUGGAGCAAUAAUUGGACUUUUCAUUGUGCUGGCAGCCAUUGGUGGAGCAGUUUAUUUCCUAAAAAAGAGGAGUGGAAAUAAGGAUGAGAAACUCUCUUCAGUGUCAACUAUCUCUGGAAAUAAGGAUGAGAAACUCUCUAUGCUAUCUGGUUCAAACGACUCUGGUAAAGGGAGUAGUGAUGAAAGCAGUCCUACUCACUCACAGGAGAAAAUGGACAGUGUGUGAAGGAGUCCAAAAACAAACCGACAGCUGCAGAAGGACAAUCUACUGAUGGAGAUCUGAAAAGUUAAAGACAGAUCAUCUUGGAUAAUUUGUAUUUGCAGAAUGACAGUUGAUUUACCCCACGCCCCAUUUUCCAUUAUUUCUUUUCAUAAAAUUUGGUUUUGUUCAUUAUAUAUUUGUUUACUGUUUUUGCCUUAAUACUCCUACAUCUAAAAGAUAGAGUAGACAAAUUUUCAAUACCAGUUAAAAAAAGUGCACCAAUAAACAUUUUUAGCACCAAUAAAAAUUACCCAGAGCCUUUUUGAUAAAAGUAUCAUAAAAUUAUCCUCGACGCUUUAUAAAAAAGUUAUGCAUUCCUAUAUACUUUUCAGUUUCACAUUGAACUGAAAAAUGAUGUUGUGAUUUUUUUAUUUUAGUUUCUUAAUUUAGAUUUAAUUCUCAGCUUUCAUAUAUGCAUAAUAAUUUGUGAUCUAAUAUUUCUUCACGAUAUAAGAUGCAUCAGUGUUAUAAUGGAUAUUUUCAUGCUGUUAAUUGGGGGCCUUUAUUAAGCUAUUUCAUAAGUGUGGUUGAUUCUAUAGCUGUCAUUUAUAGUGCCUUUACAAAAACUGAUGAAUAUCACUGUUUUACUGUUGUGACUGUACAUAUUAUUUCUGGUGUUUCUGUUUAAGUCUGUUAAUUUGUAAAUUUGUUUGUCUUAAUAUGGUUUAUUGAGAUAAAGUUGGUUUUAUAUUCAGACAUUCAGACUUUCUCCUUAAUAAUAUAGUUUCAGAAAAGUAUUCUUUGCACAUUCCAAAUGGUGAAAUCAUAUUAGCAGCCAAUGAAUAUCAAAGCAAAACAUUGUUCACAGUCAGUGAAAUAGUGCUAAUGUUGUUUUAAACUCACACUUGCAUGUGAUUUAAGCCAAAUAUUUAUAGGGAGCAUGUCAUAAGUUAUCACUGAACGAAUACGUAAAUAUAAAACCAUCUUUAUGUCGAUAUAUAGUUUUGGCUUUGUUAAAAACUGAGCAUCUUGUGAAUUUUGCACUUUCUUUUUAUUAACAAUAAAGUGGUUUUAAAAAGGGUAAAAAA